Molecule: messenger RNA, 1512 nt
Organism: Cannabis sativa
Lineage: Eukaryota; Viridiplantae; Streptophyta; Magnoliopsida; Rosales; Cannabaceae
Product: plant intracellular Ras-group-related LRR protein 6
Exons: 3
Coding region: 135-1250 (371 amino acids)
Molecular function (GO): protein binding
Source: RefSeq, a predicted model, not a curated record
UACACACAAAAUCAUCUCUCUCUCUUUUCAUAUUCUGUCGUUUUUUCUUUUGGAUUUCUUGGAGAGUUUUUUUUUUUUUUUUCUAUUUUUGAAAAGUGGAAAAUUAGGAUUUGUUAAUUCGUGGUUAGUAGAAGAUGAUGUAUGAAAAGCAACAUGUGCAAAUGAGGAUGGAUUUGAUCAGGAAUAAUAAUAAGAGUAGUAGUUUUAGUAAUAUGAAGAAGGAGGAGAAGAAAACCUCCAUAGAAGAAGAGAGAUUUGAAAUAGUGGAUUUCAGUGGCUUGUCUUUAGAGACUCUCCCUAGUCCAUCUCUAAAUCUUGGAAUUGUUUCCAAGCUUGACCUCUCCAACAAUAAUCUUCAGAUCAUACCAGAGUCGUUAAUUGCAAGAUUAUUAAAUGUGGUAAUAUUGGAUGUGCACUCGAAUCAACUUAGAUCACUUCCGAACUCGAUUGGUUGUUUGUCCAAGCUAAAGGUUUUGAACGUUUCUGGAAACCUUAUUGAAUCACUUCCCAAAACUAUUGAAAAUUGCAGAAGCCUAGAAGAUCUGAAUGCCAACUUCAACCAACUGAGAAAGCUCCCGGACACCAUAGGAUUCGAGUUAACAAACCUAAAGAAGCUCUCAGUGAACUCCAACAAGCUCGUCUUCCUUCCCUACUCCAUAAGCCACCUUACCAACCUCCGUAUCCUCGAUGCCCGCCUAAACUGUCUUCGCUCCUUACCGGAAGACCUAGAAAACCUAAUCAACCUCGAAACCCUUAACGUCAGCCAGAACUUUCAGUACUUGGAAACCCUACCUUACUCGGUUGGCCUCCUCCUCUCACUAGUUGAGCUCGACAUCAGCUAUAACAAGAUCACCUCCUUGCCCGACUCCAUCGGCUGCCUACGCAAGCUCCAGACACUCUGUGUUGAUGGCAACCCGCUGGUGUCGCCACCCAUGGAAGUGUUCGAGCAAGGGCUGCAUGCGGUGAAGGAGUACAUGAGCGAUAGAAUGAACAAUGGUGGUGCCAGUAAUGGGUCUAAGAGUAAGAAAUCUUCUUGGGUUGGGCGACUUGUUAAGUAUGGGACUUUCAACGGACGAUCUCAGAAGACUAGUAGUAGUAGUGGUGCUGGUAGUCGCCAUCGUCACAGUCAUGAUGGAGAAGCGUUCAUGCCUGAAUAUCGGACCAUUGAUGGCAUAGCUUCGCCUAGUUAUUUGGGGAUGUUCUCUCCACGCCGUCUAUUCUCAUCUCCUCGUCAUUCUUUCAGCAGAUAGAGAGAGCUGCAUGCAUGUGCUAUGAUAAGUGGCCUGUUUUUCUUUCGUAUAAUAUAUCGUUGAUGAUGAAAUUGUACUGUUUUGUGCACGUGUCAACAACAUGUUAUGAAUUGUGCCGAGAGUUCAUUAUCAUUGGGGAUAUAUAUAUGCUCAUGAUUAUUAGUAGUAUUUGGUCAUUAGGUUUUUGUGUGUGGUGUUGUUGAUAUUUCGUGAUUAUUGUAAUAAUGGAUAUUGUUGGAUGUUCGUGAUGUUCUUUUAAAAA